This is a messenger RNA of Myripristis murdjan (pinecone soldierfish), 3681 nucleotides long. It is a transcript of the gene chpf2, whose product is annotated as chondroitin polymerizing factor 2. Gene Ontology annotation, cellular component: Golgi cisterna membrane. Bases 675 to 2966 code for a protein of 763 amino acids. Lineage: Eukaryota; Metazoa; Chordata; Actinopteri; Holocentriformes; Holocentridae. Gene Ontology annotation, molecular function: glucuronosyl-N-acetylgalactosaminyl-proteoglycan 4-beta-N-acetylgalactosaminyltransferase activity. The record is from RefSeq and is a predicted model, not a curated record. The transcript has 4 exons.
UUAACAUAUAGCGUCCGGGGCUAACGCUAGCUCGAUAUUAUAGUAACAUUAACAUUACUGUCAUUGCCGACUACUAGCCUUAGCCAUCAUUAAGCUAAUUAACACCCACCAGGAAGCAGUUCAUCCUAAACUGGUUGCCUACCUAGUUUACACGAUAGCGACUAACGUUAACUAACUCAGCUUGUCAUUUAGCAUCAAACGUUUUGUUUCAUUUAAACUAACGUAACGGUUAGCUGUUAAAUGUUAGCUAACUAACCCAUCUCACGGAGGGGUAAUUAUCAGUGGAGUAGCAUAGAUGUAACGUGACAUAUUGCACAUAAUUAGCUAAGAACCAAAAAAUUGAAACAGCAUGUCUCACGUUUACAUUUUUUAAUAAUUAGUUAGCAGACUAACGUUUGCUUAAGUGAAUAGUAAACUUCAUAACUAGCUUCUAGCUCCACUUGGGAAACCGUAUCUUGUCGGGUAACUGUUAAAAGUUAAGAAAAACCAAGCGGAAGGAGACAAGAUGUGCUAUUUCGAGCUAUUUUCCGUCAGUGUCAACAGGUGAGCUGUUCAGAUGAGAUCAUAUUGGCCAAAUUAUUUUGACCAGGGGUGCUAGGACAAAGUCAAAUGCUUUGUAAAACGAUACAGUCUCCCAGUGCGACCUCACCAAAUCCAGCUUUUAGCGACUAGAUAUGCGUCUUUCAUCCUUUUUGGCCGUAUUCCGGCCCGCUUUACCCCUAAUUCUGGGGCUGUCUUUGGGGUGCAGUCUGAGCCUUUUGAUGGUGUCGUGGACCCAAGGGGACACAGAUGACUCCUGUGUUGAUGAACUGGGCAACGGGGGCCGUUUCCUAGGCAGAGAGGCUCAGAGGGAUCCAAGGGAUGGGGCUGGAAAUGAAGACUUCCAACCACGCAUUGUGCCCUAUCACAAGGACCCCAACAAACCACACAAGAAAGUCCUCAGGACUCGAUAUAUUCACACUGAGCUUGGCAUCAGAGAGCGACUACUGGUGGGCGUACUGACCUCGCGGGCCACCCUCAACACGCUAGCCGUGGCAGUGAACCGCACAGUUGCCCACCACUUCCACCGCACCUUUUUCUUCACGGGCCUGCGAAGCCCCAAGGUGCCCCAUGGCAUGACUGUGGUUGCCCAUGGUGAUGACCGCCCGGUUUGGCUGAUGUAUGAGACAGUGCGCCACCUGCACCAGCACUACGGCUCAGACUAUGACUGGUUCUACCUUGCCCAGGAUGACACGUACAUGCAGGCUGAGCGUCUGUCAGAGCUAGUGGGCCACCUCAGUGCAGGGCAGGACCUGUAUAUGGGCAGGGCUGAGGAGUUCAUUGGUGGGGAGGAGAAGGCACGGUACUGCCAUGGAGGCUAUGGCUACCUGCUGUCCCGCAGUUUGCUGGCACGGCUGCAGCCGCACCUGGACACUUGUCGCAAUGACAUCCUCAGUGUAAGACCUGAUGAGUGGCUGGGCCGCUGCAUUAUUGACUACCUGGGUCUCAGCUGUGUGGAGGUGCAUCAGGAAAUGACUUAUCGUUACUUUGAGCUUGGGAAAAAUGCAGAUCCGGAGCGUGAGGAUAGCGCUCAGUUUAAAAAUGCUUUCACAGUCCAUCCUGUUUCGGAACCAAAUCUUAUGUACCGCCUGCACAAGCGCUUCAGCCAGAUUGAGCUGGAGUGGACUUACCUACAGAUCCAGCAGCUACAGAUGCAGAUCAACAACCUGAGUGACUUGACUCCUGAGGGUAAGGCCGGAGCCACGUGGCCCAUCGGAAUCAACCCUCCCUUCAAACCUAAGACCCGCUUUGAGGUUAUCAAUUGGGAGUACUUCACUGAAGAGCAUAUUUAUUCAUGCAUUGACAGCUCACCCAAGUGUGAGCUCCGAGGGGCUGACCGUGCUGAUGUCAGUGCUGUAUUAGAGAUUGCAGUGGAGCGCCUCAAUGAGCGCUACCAGCCCCAGCUACGAUUCCGCAAGCGGCGUCUACUCAACGGCUACCGGCGCUUCGACCCCACACGUGGUAUGGAGUAUGUGCUGGACCUGGCACUGGAGGCCUACACCCAAAAAGGCCACAGCCAGGUGAUUGGUAAACGGGUUAACCUGUUGCGACCUCUUAGUGCAAUUGAAAUUAUCCCGAUGCCUUAUGUGACAGAAGCAACACGUGUGCAGGUCAUUCUUCCUGUCACGGCCCAGGAUCAGGACUAUGUGGGUAACUUCCUGGACAUGUACGUGAUGAAUACUUUAGACACCCAUGACAACGUUCUGCUCACGUUCUUGUUCAUCUAUGACCCCUUUGAUGCGCAGCGGGUCAGCCAGACUGAUGUCUUUGCUGGGAUCAAGGCUAUGAUUGGGGAGGUGGAGAAGCGCUAUGGAGAUGUAAAGAUCCCCUGGAUCAGUGUGAAGACUGAGGUGCCUUCACAGGUCAAGCUGAUGGAUAUCAUCUCCAAGAAGCAUCCAGUGGACACUCUGUUCUUCCUGGCCAGUGUUUGGACGGAGGUCAAUGCUGACUUCCUCAACCGCUGCCGAAUGAACGCCAUCAGCAACUGGCAAGUCUUCUUCCCCAUUCACUUCCAAGAGUUCAGCCCUGCUGUCGUCUACCGCGAUCAGCAGCCAUCCGCUGCCUCCUCUUCUUUUGCAUCUGAGGCACUGCGAGACGGCCACUUUGACCGCCAUGUCUUCGAUGAGGCUUGCUUCUACAAUGCUGACUACAUGACUGCACGAACAAAGAUGGCUGCUGACAUCUUGGACAAUGAGGAACUGCUGGAGAGCAUGGACGUGUAUGACAUAUUUGUCCGCUACUCAGGCCUUCAUGUUUUCCGAGCAGUAGAGCCUGCGCUGAUCCAGAAAUAUGUACGGCGAACAUGCAACCCAAGGUUCAGUGAAGAUAUCUACCACCGCUGUGUGCUCAGCAACCUGGAGGGCCUUGCCUCACGCUCCCAUCUAGCAAUGGCUCUGUUUGAACAGGAGCAGGCCAAUAGCACCUAGAAAAGGCUCGAGUGCCUUUCAGAGUGUAGGAUCCUCAACCAUACUGCCUGAACGGACUUCCGAGUAAUAAAGCAGAAUAAUGUGAAUAAUAUGAUACUAUUGGUUAGUUUAAUGAAAUUUUCUGUCCUCAUGCCCCCCUUCACUGGGAGGUUAGAGGGCAGCCACAGAAAAGCACCCCUGGAGCUGGGAGGGAUUUAGUGUCUUGCUCAAGGACACUUCAGCGGGCGGAUGCUUACUAACACUGGGGCAUGAACUCAAAUCCUCCAACUUAAAGCCGGCCUCUGUGCUCAGCUGAUUUCACCACCCUGCUGCCCCAACAAGUUUGACUCCUGAGUUUAUGACUGUGAUGACGGAUGAAUUAUGAGUCAUGGAGGUGUAACUUAAUGCAAUGUCCUGAAUUUGGACCACAGACUUGCACAAAUGACUGGAGAGCUGUUACCUGUAUUCCUGCCAUAGAUAUAUUUGUUAUGUUUUAUGGGUUUGUCCUUUGAGUUUUUGUCUUGAAAUAAUUAAUGAACAAAGGCCUUCAUUGUCAACUGAUUUAUUAAUAAUUAGUUUUGCAUUGAGAGAGAGAGAGAAAAAAAAACAUGAGCCAUAAAUCUUCCUUGAUGGAGAUUUUGAAGAUAAUACUGGAAUCAAACAGAAGCCAUUGGCUGUCUUUUCUUCAAGAUAUGUUCUUUUUUAAGUGGUAUUAAAGAGUGCUGUUCCACUCAGA